Molecule: messenger RNA, 4545 nt
Organism: Caenorhabditis sp. 36 PRJEB53466
Lineage: Eukaryota; Metazoa; Nematoda; Chromadorea; Rhabditida; Rhabditidae
Source: the annotation of a GenBank genome assembly
AUGGAGUUCACGGAUUACAACUUAUCGAAGCAGGAAAAGGAGUUAGUUGAGAGUUUCAAGGUAAGAUUUAUACUAUUAUUACGAGUACUCUGAAAUUUCUGAACUUUCAGACAAUAACUUGCACAGAAGACACAGAAAUGGCCGUUGCCAUUCUGGCGUCUGUGGAAUGGGAUGUCCAGAGUGCUCUCCGGGACUUUCCGAUGGAUGGACAGCCUUUGGAUCCUGUCCACUCGCCGGUGUCCAACACUUUCACCAAUUAUCAAGGGGUGGAUUUGGGGGCUGCAAACAAUGAACCGAAUGAUGGAACAUAUUCACAGAAUUGGCACCAAGAAGACACAAGUUCACCUGUUGAAAGUGUUGAAAACAAGGUGAGCUAUCGUUCAUCAUUCUAUUUUUGAGCAUUCAAAUCAGUUUUUGAAUCAAACUAGAAUAAUAAUUUAUGGGAAUUUUUUAUGGCUCAUUCUGAACUAUAACAUGUAUUGUUUUGUUUGUUCGGAUGACCAAUGAUCGCCUCGUCCAGGACUCAAGAUUCUAUAAUAGUUUUGAUGAAACGACCCGGUUGAGAACUUAAUUGUCCGUGCUUGUUUCUCGUUUUAAUUUUUUGUUUUUUCAGAUAUCCUUGUUUCCAGUCACAAUGGAAUCAGAACAGGUCGCUGUGGAUGCGUUCGCUUGGAAUUUCAUCAGCCGCUUCUCUCGAACACCUCCAUUCUUCACAAAAACGUUUCCAGAAGCCGUAAAAGAGGCGUUUGAGCAGGAGGAUAGCAAGAAUUGCCGCCCAAUACUCCUAUACAUUAACAACGAUAAGAGUUUAAGAACCGACGAGUUUACUUUAGAGGUUUUUUGCAAUGAGGUCAUUCAAGAUCUUAUCAAGAAAUAUUUCAUCUUGUUUCCAUGGGAUCUCACUGUUAAGUAAGCUCAAGACGCAGGUUUUCCGUUGUUCUAAUUUGGAAAUUUUUUUAGUGACAACUACGAUCGUCUGGAAGCGUACUUGCUUCAGAAGAACCUGAAAUCUCUAAAUAAUUUAAUUCGGAGCAACAUGCUGGAUCAUGAGCAGUUAUUUCCCAUUAUGUCCAUUAUUUACGGAGGUCCGUCAGGCUAUCAGUGCAUCGGAAAUAGUAACAAUAAGACAACGGUGGACGAAUUGAUGGACAAACUGAUCCUGGCUAACAGCGAAUUCCGGAAGCGACGUCAGAAGGAGGAAGGCUUGAAGAAGAAGCGUGAAGAACGGAAUAAGAUUGUGGAAGAACAGAAUGCCGCUUACUCGAAGGUGGUUGCUGAUGACGUUACCAGACGGGAAGCAAUUCUGAAAGCAGAGGCACAGCAGCAGAUGAAAGAACAAUUGAAGGCCCAAGAAGCGGAGGAAUUGAAACGUUUGAAACAAAACGAGGAAGCUCUAAGGAAGCAAGUUGAAAUCAAUCUGCCGGCUGAACCAUCUGAAAAGGAAGAGAACAUUGUAACUGUCAAAUUUCGAUUUCCAAAAGCAAAGAAAGAAGUGAGUUAAUCAUUUCAAUUAAGAAUAAGCAAAUGAAACAUUUUCAGGUGGAGAGAAGAUUUCGAAAGAGCGACAGUCUUCAGGUCCUCGUGGAUUUUCUGUUCACACAAAAGUUUCCAGAACGCAAAUACUGUUUUUUUACCUGGCCGCACAAAAACAUUACUGAUAACUAUAUUCUGACGACGACGUUUGGCGAAGUGAACUGGCCAACUCGAGAGACGGUUAUAAUUGACAAGCGUUGACUUUUUUUGAUUUAAAUAACUCAAAAUUCGGUCUUUAGGAUAUUUCGUGAUGUAUUAUUCCCUGAAGAAGUGUUGAAAGAUAUUGUAAUUUGUACAUGAAAAGUGACCGAUUAUCAACAAUUUUCGACGGAACAUUCUAUUCAUUGCAAAAAAAAUUCAGCUUGAACUCUAUCAAAAAUGCAAAAAGAUUCUAGCAGUGAGCGGUUUCGAUCCACAGACCUCUGGGUUAUAGGCCCAACACUCUUCCACUGCGCCACGCUGCUCUUCUAAGCCUGAAACCCGGCGUAGCCGGCGGCAGGCUUGUAAAUUUCACAAGUGAUGAUUCAUUGAAUGUUUUGAUCAAUGAUUCUAUCUCUCGCAAUGAGAUGAGUCACCCAUUUUCUUACAGCUGAAAUCUGCCCGGUUCUGUGAGCUUACUUACUUUUUUUGUUGCUUUUAUCUUAUUUAUCUAACAUUGCAUUAGGGUAGAAAAAUAUCGAAUGUAUUUGUUAAUCAAGUUUUGCUGCUAUACUGUUUUGUUUUCCGAUGUUGUAAUGCUUUGUCCUUUUAAGAAACAUCUUGUUUUCAGAUCAUGAUUGAACUUGUUCUCUUUGUUCUGCUCGUUUUCGGAACGCAUGUGGCAGAAUCGGACGGAAACAACUUUCCGGUCCCCCAAUUCGGAAUCGUUCGUCCGGGGCAGUAUUUUGAGUUUGAUUUCAAACGUGAAGUCAUUCUGAUGGCAAUGAAUGAAAAAAAAAUGGAGCUCCCGGAUUGGAUCAGGUUCAACGGUCAGAGAUUUUAUGGAAUCCCGAGAAUAAACAACGUAGGAGUAAACCCGUUUUCAGUGAGUUUGCAAUUUUAUUUCCAAUUCAUCACGACUCUUUUUUUUAGUCGACUAUUGACCAAAGAGAUACGUGCUGUUAGAAGCUGUUAGAAAAGGAAAAAACGAGAUCAUUGUUGAAAAGCACUUUUAAGGUCGUCCCCUACAAACUUCCUUACAUGAGCGAUACUGACUUCUCCACAUUCAAUCUAACGGUCGAAGAGGAAAAGAACACCUGCUACCCGUUUAUUCCUUAUUGGAUAUUUUUCCUCUUCGAUGAAUCAAGAAACGUUUGUAACUGUAACUCAUUUUUACCAAUUUUUUACUAAAUUUCAGGUCGAUUCGAAAGUCCGCAGUCUGGUUCAGUUGGCAGAGUUCGGCAUCCCUAUCGAAGAGUUACGGGUGUUCAACAUGGAGUACGCGGUCGUCAAUUUUUAUGAGCACCCGAAUGAAAAAAUUGAGGAUUUGCUGACGCCCGGCUGUGAAUACGUCGUUGUAUGGUUUGUCGACUGUGCCCGGUUCAAAUGGGUACGUGACAUCCAUCGGAAUCUGGGACUUCUGAAGGAACCGCCGUUUUUCGACUACAAAAUCAAGUAUGGAGAAUUCAUCCAUCAUAGAACGGCGCUGCUUCCUGAACUUACCGAACGCGCUUCUGUCCUACCGGAGGACAUCCCGGAAUUUUUCGGUGCACCUCCUCAAGCAGACGAUGCGAUGCUACCAACUGAAAGUGAUAACGAAACGGUGAUAAUCGAGCCUCCUAUGACUACUGAAAUCUCCAAGACACAACACGAAGUCAUUGCUCCUGAAAUUGCCUCACUCGACACUGUUCCCGAUUUCAGUGUACCGCCAAUUGAAUGCGUCAGGUAUUUGCUCCUUCUAAAAAUCCGUUUUUUUGGCACGCGCUUUUUAUUGCAACAGUUAAUCACAGAACAAGAAUAACCAGGAAAUGUAUGGUUAUCAGACAAAAAAUCUGUGUUAAAAAGUAAAAAGCGAUUGUGAAGGUGCGACAUGAAAAUUGAAACACUUUUUCUGACCGCCCGGAAGACAGUUCGUAUAAUGCAUUUUUCAGGGGAACAAUUUGUGAGAUUGGAUUCGAAACGCUUAAACUGAACAGUUCUCUGAACUACGAGAAUCUCACCGUUCGCGAAGACAAUCACGAUGGCUGGAAGCUGGAGAUGAAAGAAUUGAAGAUAAUCGGAGUCCCAAUGAACGUCGGACCAUCUACUUACUACUUCACCCUUUACAAUUCCACUCAAACAACUAGAAUCCCGUUCAAUGUCCUUGUGCUCAAGCCAGCUCCCGCGAACUAUUUGGUCAAGCUUGAACUUCAUUCUCCUUCAAUCAACGAAUUUGUGCGGAAACCGGAAAUCCGCGUGAAUUUCAUCACGACAAUCUCUACAGCGCUAGGAGCUCCCGUUGAUCAGAUUCGGUUGUACACCAUUGAAGAAGGAAAUCAGAAAAAGAGGACGAUUGUUGAGUUCACGAUCUUGAGUCUGUGCCCCAUUUAUUGUGAGUGUGAUGUGAAUGGAAUCGACAAUCUAACCAAAACAAUCCUGGUGGGAGCGAACGAUCAGACAGGAAUCAGAAAGGAUUUCAUUCGUGCCAUGGGGGAUGAUUUCCAUGUUCGCAGCGCAGAAAUCGUUCUGCCAGAAAUGUGCCAAAUGGAACAGUCUCUUUUGGCCGCCUACUGGAAGCCCGUGCUUGUCUUUUUGAUAGUCGUCUUGAUUUUGUUAGCUGCCGGCCGGUUUAUCGCUUCUCGAUGCCAGAAGAAAGCAAGAGCCCGAGGAGCGGAUCUCGAUCAGAUUCAGAUGCUGAACCUGAGGACACAGAACUUCGUGGCUUUCCAUAAUUCUCAUGUGAGUUUGUACUUAUUUCUUCAAUGUCUUCAAUUAAUCAAAGUUGAAGGGGAAACUCAUGUAAUUGUCAUGAACCCUAUUCUGUUUCAGUUCAAUCCCGAGGAUUUCAACAACAUCGAACAAGAGCAGCAUGAAGAGGAGGAGACGGCUUUCUGA